AUGUAUUUGUCUUACCUUUUAGUUGCCUUGUCUUUUCAGAGUGCUCUAAGUACCACUUGCCCGAGAAGAUGCAGUUGUGACCCUGCCCAGUCAGUGCAAUGCUACAGGGCUACAGAGAUCCCCAGAGAAAUUCCAUUUACCACCAGGAGACUCUACAUCAGCCACAGCAAAAUUAAGCAACUCCAGUUUACUGACUUCAGGAGAAUGUCAGUCCUUGAAGAGCUGGUCCUCUCAUGCAGUGGCACAGAAUCAAUAGAAAACAACACAUUCAAAGCUCUGAGCACCUUGAAGUCCCUGGAACUCUGCAAAAAUCAGCUAAAGCAAAUACCCACCUUUCUCCCAUCUGGCCUUGAAGUUUUAAGACUCGCUGACAACUCCAUCAAUGCUCUGCAUGCAUCUGAUUUUGCAGGUUUGAUGAAACUAAGGGUGCUUGAUCUUCGGAACAACUUGAUUGCAACUCUGCCUCCAAGUGCAUUUUCUUCCCUUUACAAUUUACAGAGUCUGAUCCUGGAUGGCAACAACAUGGAAUUUGUGUCUGCACCACUUAGGCUUCCUAGGCUGAAAUAUCUGAGCAUGGCUGAUAAUAAACUGAAUUCAUUCCCAACCAACUUCUUUGCAUCUUUCCAAAGUCUACAUUUUCUCAGCUUAAGUGGUAAUUUUCUGACAAAAGUGCCUCUAGACCUACCUAAAUCCCUGCUGUCACUAAAAUUAGAGAAAAACCAACUUAAAAUGGUGAGACUUCGAGAUGUGAAACAACUAGAAAAUCUGUCUGAGUUCCUGCUGUCAGAAAAUCAGCUGACAUCAAUAGAUGGUGCCCAGCUUCUUCCUAACUUAACAACACUGGAGCUCUCUAAGAACCAGCUCCACACUGUGCCCCUCAGGCUGCCCGGCAGGCUGCAGAAACUCGACUGCAGCAAUAACCUGAUCCAAAGGGUGACAGCACAGGACUUUCAAGGACUCCAAGACCUGAAGCACUUGUUUCUCGACAACAACGCUGUCAGCACGUUUGAGGCGGGAGCUCUCCAGCCGUGUGUGCAGCUUUCCAAUCUGGCGCUGGAACAGAAUCUCCUCAGUUCUAUUCCGCUGAGACUUCCAGAAACCCUUGCUAGGUUGGAUCUAAAAGGAAACGACAUAGAGGACGUUGGAGAGCAAGAGCUAAAGGACUUGAAACAGCUUCAGGUUUUAAAUUUACGGAAUAACAAGAUAUCUCUGUUGGAUCGCAAAAUCUUGGAGUAUUUACCUCGUCUUCGUCAUCUGUAUUUAGAUGGGAACCCUUGGAACUGCACCUGUGACCUUCUCAGAACCAGAAGAGCACUGGUGGCCAAAGGGACGGAUGUCCGGGGAGGGCAGUGUGCAGCGCCGGCACAAAGCCGAGGAGAAAGCUGGAUGUCUUCCAAGAAGAUUCUGCAGCAGUGCGAAGACAAUCUGUCUUCCAUGGAAAGAGGCAGAGAGGACAGAAAGAAAAUGAAACCCGAUGAGGCCUCCAGUGUUGGAGUGAACACAGAUGAUGAUUACUACGAUUAUGAAUUAGAUUAA
This is a messenger RNA of Passer montanus (Eurasian tree sparrow), 1536 nucleotides long. RefSeq names its product nephrocan-like. Gene Ontology annotation, molecular function: protein binding. Bases 1 to 1536 code for a protein of 511 amino acids. The record is from RefSeq and is a predicted model, not a curated record. The transcript has 3 exons. Gene Ontology annotation, cellular component: extracellular matrix. NCBI's taxonomy places the organism in Eukaryota, Metazoa, Chordata, Aves, Passeriformes, Passeridae.